UCCAAAGGUCGCCACUUGGUGGCUACUCAGGAUAUUGCACAUGGAGAGCUCUUGAUAGGGGAAGAAGCCUAUGUCAGUGUGAUUAUUCCUGACAGAAAGCCAAGCAGCAUUAAAGCUACAUGGGAUGUCAGUGUUACUAACUGUGAUCUUUAUUGUCACCACUGCCUACAAAGGAGUUUGACCUCCCUACCUUGUCACCAGUGCAGUUUUGCCAGAUAUUGUAGCCCUAACUGUAGAGAUGUGGCCUGGAAGGGGUAUCACUAUGUGGAAUGCUCAUUGGGUAGCUGUCUUCUUGCUCUAGGUGUGUUCUGCCACACAGCACUGAGGACAGUCUUACUGGCUGGCCUCAGACAGGUUUUUGAGGUCUUUCACCAGGCGCUGGAUGUGAAGACUAAAGCUCAGGACAGUGUAAGUGGGAUCAUUUAUAAUGAGCAGUAUUGUAGCAACUAUAAAUCUUUAUUUACUCUCCAAGCACACCCUGAACUUCAGAAUGAGGAGCAGAAGUUUCUUUAUGGCCUUACAAGUGCAGCUUUGUGUAAGAAAUUAUGUCCCGACAUCCUGAAAACAAGCAUGGAAGCAUCAAGUCUAAAUGCAGAGACGACAACAGAAAAAGAACAAUCAGAUAUGCACAUAAAUUGGUUCAACUAUAUUCUUUCACAUGCUCCAGCUCCAUUGCAAUGCUCAAGCAGUGACAGUCCUCCAACAGGAUUUUGAUGAAACUGCUGCCUCAGUAGUGGAAAGCAGCAAGUUCUCCCGUCUUGCCACUGCAGUUUUUCCAGUUCUAAGCUUGUUAAACCAUUCAUGUGAACCAAACACAAGUGUAUCCUUUCAAGGUAGAUGUGCAAUGGUUAGAGCUUGUAGAGAAAUCAGAAGAGGGGAGGAGGUGGUCCACUGCUAUGGUGAGUUUUUUUAA
Molecule: messenger RNA, 913 nt
Organism: Staurois parvus
Lineage: Eukaryota; Metazoa; Chordata; Amphibia; Anura; Ranidae
Source: the annotation of a GenBank genome assembly